This is a messenger RNA of Thelazia callipaeda (thelaziosis nematode), 1392 nucleotides long. Lineage: Eukaryota; Metazoa; Nematoda; Chromadorea; Rhabditida; Thelaziidae. The record is from the annotation of a GenBank genome assembly.
AUGUUGCAGACUUCUGAUGAUAUUGUAACAGAUGUAGCAGAAUCUUUGAAUAAUUUAUGCGCUAAAUUACUGUUAAAUAAUUUAGUGGAAGCACAACAUGUUAGAAAUGUAAGUUCAACAACAUCUUUGGAUCAACAAAGUAACAGCUCAAGUUUGGAAUCUAUUUCAUCGCCUAUUCUAGAUAGCAAUCAGGCAUUGUCUACAUCAUGCUCUGAAGAUUCUUUUGAAUUGUCAAGUGCAACUUCUAAAUUGACUACUGAAGAUGCAUCACAGUUAUCAUGUCAAGAUUUGAAUAUUACAUCAAAUGUGAAAAAUUCAGAAGAAACUGUGCAGUUAUUGGAACCAGUAUUGGAUUAUUCAAAACAAUAUGCUUCUGAAUAUAACAAUUCAGAUCAAUUAUCUGUUGAUAGUUUUGCUGUAAUAAGAAAUUCUCCAUUACAAAAUAUGAAUGUAGAAAUAAAUCUAGCAAAUUGUCAGCAUAAUACUUUUGAUAGUUUAAGGAUUAAAGAAAAUGAAACUUCUCUAAAUGCAAAAUUAAAUUUGUAUGAUGCAAAGUUAAUCGAAUCAUGGCCAAAACGUCAUGGUACACCGUCAACUUCAAAAUCUGCAAAUUGUUACAUGAACACUACUAGUGAGAAACGAGAUAAAGCAUCAUUACGAGAAUAUAUCGAUAAAGAAUUGGAUAAUUUGGAUACAUGUUUACCACAAUUGGAUUUUAACAAAUUAGAAGAAAAGUUGAAUUGUGCAGCAGAAGAAAGAUUAGUAACGGAAAGAAAACUACUUGGUGAACAGGUACGUCGACGUUUAGCACUUCAAGUAGAUCAAUAUACAGCUGGACCAGUUCCACGGGUUUAUACCAGGCCAUCAAAGUCAAAUCUUGGUUUUCGUUUGCAGACAGCUAUGAAUUUACAAGUAUGUUAUAUCAGUGAUUUGAAAGAUGAAGAUGAAAGAGAGGAAGAAGAAAGCUCUGAUGAUGAUUGCUUUGUACCUAAGUCAAAAUCAGCUCCAAACUUACGCAGUUCUGUGAUUGAUGGUUCAAAUUUGAAUGCUUCACAAUUACGUCAAGCUAUUUCGGUCAUAAAUAAGGAAGAAAAGCGACAAGUGUUGGAAGAAGAAACAAAAUUGAUGCUAGCUAAGGCGAAACAAGCUGCAAAAAUGCAAAUGGAAAUUGAAAAAUUAAAUACGGAUCGAUUUAUUACCACGAUUCCACCCAAAACUUCUAGACUGCAAUUAUCUAAAAUGACUCGCCGGCAACUUAUUGAAAUGAGUGAACAACUUAUCAAAUGUAUUGAUGAAGAAAAUGCGGAGCUGAUGAGGUUGCUAGUAGAAAAAGAUUCGUUACAUAUGCAGCAGGACUCUAUGCUCGUGGAUAUCGAAGAUUUGAUGCAGUGA